This is a messenger RNA of Portunus trituberculatus (swimming crab), 1269 nucleotides long. RefSeq lists its product as uncharacterized. Lineage: Eukaryota; Metazoa; Arthropoda; Malacostraca; Decapoda; Portunidae. The record is from RefSeq and is a predicted model, not a curated record. The transcript has 2 exons. Bases 284 to 1033 code for a protein of 249 amino acids.
CCGAUGCUUGGUGACGUCUGCCUGCCUUCAUGGAGGAAAGACAAAGUGGAGCAAACUUUUGAUAAGCCUACUGGACCAAGCGCAUCCCACAGAGCUCCUAGCCUCCUACUCUUCCUCUCAUCCCUAGGGAUGUUUCUGGCGAGUGGACAUCAGCGGUGUUUGCCUCCUGCCUUCCUAUCCCUCUCUGAGCCUCCACACCCGGCGGAUUCAGCGCUGUCAUCCUUCACCCUCGUGGCCUCGUCGUGGUGUUCUUCCGCUAUUUCAAUGACUUGUACUUAAAACCAUGGCUUCUAGAGUUACCUUCUCCUCUCCGCACCACACUGUCAACUCUCGUCACAACUAUGAUCUGUGCCAUGGAAUGGACGAGCCACUGCAAGGCGACCGAGUUUUAGCCUUGAUGGGUUCAUACGUCGACGGUGGCUUGAUGCUGUCGCCUAUCACCUGGACGAAGCCCAGAUACCAGUGGUGUGAGGGAACGAGUGUGGCUGGAAGUCCAAAACCUUCGCGUUAUCUCCUCGUGGAGCCUCUUUAUGUGCGUGAUUCCUCGCCUGCCGGUGGCCACCAGAGAAGCAAAGAAGCGCAAGAUUUCCUUUACGUCACAGACAGGAGAGGCUCGAUAAGAAUACCAGCCACUGCCUUUAGAAGGGGCAACUUCGCUCGCGCUGGCGGCGCUCAAGAGACUACUGACAGCAACACUCACAGAAAUACUAGCAAAGGUGGCGUAGACUCUAAGUGGCACUUCACUGUGGACGUGAAAGACUGCAGUGACGUGCAUGUGUCGAUCGAUGGAGACAAACUGACGGUGGAGGGCAAUGGUUUCAAUUGCGACUGUAACUAUCAAAAGUCGGUACGGUACGAGACCAUCCUGCCCAGCCAUGUGAGACAAGAUAAGCUCACCGCCAAGCUCUAUAAAGGCCGCCUCACCGUGGUCCAGAGGUUGGUGGCAGAGGACUUAGCGGGCCCUAUCCAAGUGCAGGUGCAACAGGAGUCAGUGGCUAAAAAGAAAGAGCAGCAGAAUCAACAACAGGAAUAACUACCAGAUCAGCAACAACAGCAGCAGCUGCAACAAAAGCAACAACAAAAAAGAACACCAACAGCAGGAAUAAUUCUGACAUAAAAAGUUUCUAACUGAUUCAUAUGGAAUUCUUUAGAUCAACCAAUAUUUGAUUGAGUGAUUGAUUGAUUAACUGACUGAUAUCCCUCAUCAUCAUACAUAAUGAUAUCAAAUAUAUGUAGGACAUGUAUCGACUAAUAAAUUGAACCUUGAGG